GUCUACAGUCAUUUGCCCGGUCGUGCGAAGGGGACAAGUGGAAUGCCCUGAAGAAACUCGCGCCACUUGUCGACUUAGUCAGCUAUGAAGUGCGCAUUACACUAUGAGAAGCGGAAAUCUUCCGCCUAGAGAGCGGCCACGGUCGUCGGUGCCCCAGCGGGCAUCGCGUAGAUUGGAAGAUUUCGAUGGAGAUGAACAUCCACUUGGGGCGACUGCAAGCGGCUCCGGCGGCGUGGGUCGGAGGCUUGAGGGCGGGCCACAACCUGUGGCUAGCUCGGUCAUAGCAGACAACGUGUCCUAUGCAAUCAGGGCCCGACUGGCGUUCUCGCCGUACCUGGCCGGUGCCGCCCUGGAGGCCGCCCUUUCGUACGGCGAGCCCCCCGGCCACCCGCUGCCGGAGCCGCUGUCCUCCGCGCGCUCGCUGCUGCAGCGCACCGUGCUUCAACGGCUGCGGGAGCUGCAGCUGCUGACGGAGUGGCCGCUGUGCCGGCCGCGCCGCACGCCCGCGCAGAUGGAGCGGCUGCUGGCGGGAGGGGCACGGGCUUCCGAGCUGGUGGGGGUGCGCAGCGGCCCGCCCAUGGACCUGCCCAGACUGCCCAGCGCGCUGCAGGGCCUGUGCCUGCUGGGCCCCACCGACCUGGCCCUGGCGCUGGCGCAGCCCCACGCCCCGGAGCCGGGCCGGGCAGGCGGGCAGCGGCCCGGCACCGCCAGCGGCAGCGGCGACAACACAAACCGGGAGUGGAUGGCUCUCAGUGCCACCGGCCGCGGCCACGGCGCCGCCGCCGCGCCGCCGCCGCCGCGCGGCACCAGCGCCGCCGGCACCAGCGGGCCUCUGGCGGCGCUGGUGGCGGCGCUGCCUCGCAGCCUGGGGGUGCUGCCGGGGCUGCCGGCCCUGGCGUCUGGCGGGGCAGCAGCAGGAGCGGCUGGAGGGACGGGAGGCGGAGGGACGGGAGGCGGCCCGCAGUGGGGCUGGUCGGCGCCGAGUCUGGCGGCUCUGCGGGAGUUCUUUCGCGACCUGCACCCACACCAGCGCCACGUCGGAGUGGACGACUUGGCCCUGCCCUGGUUCCGGGAGGUCAAGCUGUGCGCGGCGCGGGCGGUAGUGGCGGAGGGCAGCGCGCGUGCGGCCGCCGCCUUCGCCGUGUUUGGGGUCCCCAACGGCGCCCGCGCGGCGGUGUGGGAGACGGCGCUGGGGCUGCGGCGGCCCGGCGGCACCGCGGCGGGCGCUGGUGGCGGCGGCUGCCCGGCGGCGGGGGAAGCAGCAGCAGCGACCGCGUCCGCACCCAUGGACCCAGAGGACGAUGCUCUGUUCGAGCGGCUGUGCACCCAGGUGCUGGAACAGCCCCUGCUGUGUGACCUGUGUGUGGCCGAGGACGCCGGUCCGGCGGUGGGCGACAGCAGCGCCUUUUUCCUGUUCGAGGAGGCGGUCAGGGCCAUGGUCCUGGCGCUGCUGCGUGAUGCGGCCGUGGCGCCCCGGCUGGCCGCCCCGCCCCUGGCCCCCCUGCAGGCCACCAGCGCCGUACAGGCUGCACUGGCGCCGCCCACAGCCCUCACAGUGGCAGUAGCAGCGGCAGCAGCAGCCGGGACGGCAGGAGGCAGCGGCAGUAGCACCGGCAGUAGCGGGCUGCCGCUGUGGCCGCCGUCCGGGGUGCUGCCGUACCGGGGGCUGUGCCUGCUGGCGGCGCCGCUGUGUUACUUGUACGACAGACCGGCGGCGUCGUACAGGCUGUUGCGGGCGCUGUACUGCAGGCACUGGUGCAGGCUCCACUCGCUCAGUGCCGCGGGCCCGCCCUCGCCAGCUCUGCCGGGGCUGCUGCGUGUGUUCGAGGCGGCCAUGCAGGAGCUGGACGCGCCGCUGGUGUCCCACCUGAGCCGUCUGGGGCUGCUGCCGGCGGCGCUGGUGCUGCCAUGGAUCAGCACCGCCUUCGCAGGCGCCCUGCCGGUGCAGGAGGUGCUGCUGCUGUGGGACCGGGUGUUGGGGCUAGACUCGCUGCUGCCGCUGCCGCUGCUGGCAGCAGCCAUACUGUGCUUCAGGCGCCACGUGCUGCUGUGCUGCGGCACCGCCUCAGAGGUGGUGGCGGCGCUGUCGGACGUGAGCCAGCUGCGGGCGGUGCCGCUGAUGCAGGCGGUGCUGUUCCCGGCGGGGCCAGCGGCGGGGCCGGCAGCAACAGCUGGAGCAGCAGCAGCAGGAGCCGCGGCGUCGGGAGUGGCGGCAGCAGCUGCUGCCGGGGCGGCGCCCAGCUAAGGAUUGGUAAGCGAGAAAGGGGAGAGCGGCAAUGUUUACGGAGUGUUGAAAGUUGCAGCCAAACUGAGUUUUGGAGAGGGCCCGGAGAGUGGGAGGGCUUGCUGCGUGUGCCGGUGCCGGAAGACCAGUCGGUCUGGUGACGUGUCAGCGCGUGCGCUGGCGCCCGACGGAGUGCCCUUCGUGCCAGCGCCGUGUAAUAUA
Messenger RNA from Chlamydomonas reinhardtii, 2446 nucleotides. RefSeq lists its product as uncharacterized. Bases 104 to 2245 code for a protein of 713 amino acids. NCBI's taxonomy places the organism in Eukaryota, Viridiplantae, Chlorophyta, Chlorophyceae, Chlamydomonadales, Chlamydomonadaceae. The transcript is spliced from 16 exons. The record is from RefSeq and is a predicted model, not a curated record.